Ictidomys tridecemlineatus (thirteen-lined ground squirrel) is the source of this 6276-nucleotide messenger RNA. The record is from RefSeq and is a predicted model, not a curated record. Lineage: Eukaryota; Metazoa; Chordata; Mammalia; Rodentia; Sciuridae.
GUCUUUCCCUGUCCUGGCGCACUAUCUGCUCCCAGGUUUGAUGCGUGUUCCUCUGAUAGAGAAAGAACAGUGCUGUUUGGUGGUGGAGUGUCCCACGUCCCAACAGCUGGCUGUUUCCUUCCUCUGAACUGCAUGUUUGUCCUUUGUCCAUUUCCGUUAUUGUUUGUCUUUAUUUUUGUUUUUUAAACUGAUACGUAAAACGUACACGUGUGCAUUGGUGUUCUGAUGUGUAGACUGCAUGUUGUGUAAAUCAGGUGAAGCUAUCUUAUCUCCUCCGACACUUAUCAGUUGUUCAUGGUGGGAAGGUCUGAGGUCCUCUCCUAGCGUCAGGCACGCUGCGUGAUCUCCACCUGUGGUCCCACUACUGUGCAAUGGCACACAAGGUUCUUAUUCCUGUCCACCCUGUCCACUUCGAUGGACUCCUGGGGUUCAUUUAUAGAAAACAGAUGUCCACAGACACACACCCACGCAUGGCACACAUGCACAGUUAGUUCUCGCUCAGGGAUGUAAGUUGCACACUGAUAUUUUCCCCAUAUGUCACUUGUCUGCUGGUCUUUAAGUCUCUUCUUUUGCUCCCUCUACAGAGAUUUUUAGAAAUACCUUAAUCAUUGCUUCUGUAACGCCCUCUGGGUUCAGAGUCACAGAGACAGUGCUCCUAUUCUAGGUUAUUGUGUGACCUCCUCAUCUUCCCCCAGGGCUUCCAAGGGUCAUUCUUGGCUUUGAGGUUGGUGUGGUGGGAGCCCUGACCUAGUAGACAGCAUGCCACCUCCUCACCCUGGGCCUCCCCGUCGUGUGCCACAGCCCCAGUCCUCUCCCCUGUGUACCCUCCUUGGUCCUCACAUGGCACUGGCUUGGGACAGGAGCCUCUAGGACAGUUGUCCCUGAGGCUAUGCAUAGAGCUAAGGCAGGGUCAGCCAUGGGCAGAGGGUGGGGAGCACAGGCUGGCCAGGUGGAGACCCGACCUCCCGGGUCCUUACUUAUAGUGGAACAGGCUGGCCUACUGGAGUGGAGGGAGUGUCCCCCAGGCACAGACACAUGUGGAGUGUCAUUGUCUUAACACCCCCAACUGGCUGUGUGUCAGGAAGUGUCCUUGGCCUGCAAGUCCCUCCCCUGUCCCCACUUCCUCUUUGUCUCCCUUGAUCCUCCUCUGCCUGCCCCUUGUGCCCCCUUCCACAACUCCACGUGCACUUUGUGCCCCCAUGAGACCCCCAUGAGGGUCUGGGCCACAGAGCUUCCCUGGACAUGGGAGCGUCUUGGCAAGUCCAGGCCGUGGCACAUGGAGUGGACACUGAGGCCUUUCUGGUGCUUCUGUCCUGAACCCGGCUGUGACAUUCUUAUCUGGGGACAGAGGUCUUCGGUGAGAGCUGCCUUUGAGUUUGGGGUGUGGCUCUGCCUGCCUUGGUUUUCUCUGGUGGGCAGCCACCAGGCUCUGCCCCAGCCUGCCUCCACCCCUGCCCCCGGUGGGCAGCUCUCCUGGGGCCUGGUCUGGAGCCAUCAUUGAGCUCAGCCACCUGGCAAGGCUGGAGUCCACCGGUGGCCUUUGGUCCUCCCUGAGGGCCUCUGCUCAGAUGGAGCUUUGGAGGUGAAGCCCAGCCCUCGGUGGGGCUCUAGCCCUGGCCCUCCAGUCAGCUUCCUCCCAACUCAGAGCCUCUCUCCAACCUGGGAGCUUCCAGGAGACCCUGCCUCUGCCCCGCUGUGCCCUCCUGCACCCCUCUGCUCUCCUGGAGGCCCCACCCUACUCCAUGCUCCCAGGGCCCUACCUCUGCUGUGGGGCUGACACAUCCCCUCUGCGACCUCUUGGCCCUGCUCCCACUCUAGCCCUCGUGUAGACCACCCUUAGGCAGGUGAGCCCACAGCCCCCUGCGAGGGAUUCGGGUGGGGGCAGUGUUCCAAAGCCGCUAUCCCCAAUCAUUCCCAGAGGAGCCUGGGCACAACAGCAUUGCCCCUGCUGAGGGGCAAAGGGGACUAUCUCCUGUGGUGUUUGAGGCAGGGAACUUAGUCCUGCCCACGUGCAGACAGAUGCCUCCUCGUCCAAGGAUGAAGGCCUGGGCAUGGCGGGAAGUGCGUGUGCCUGCGGGCUCCAUGUGCAGUCUGCCCACAUGGGGUGCUGAGGCCUGUGGGUGACACACAGAGGUGGCAGGACUCAGGUGUCAGUCCUGGGAUGGAACAGGGUGCAGAGCUGCCGGGUCAGGGCUGAGGCACUGAGGCUGGGAGUCUCGCUCAGUGUGCACAGCCUAUGCCUGCACAGAUAUGUACUGGACAGGGCCUGCUGGAGUGUCCAUGGGUUGCCAUCUGCUGUGGGGACAUGGGGGUCUAGCAGGCUUGAAUUCAGAGGAAGGAGGUGCAGGAGCCUGGGGCAGGAGGGUACAUGACUGGAAGGCAAGGAGAGGAGGGCAAGCCCCUCCUUGGUCAGCCAUUAGGCUGGGGGAUGAGCUCUUCGGUCACCUGUGAAGAGCUGGGCCCUGGGGUGUUUUCACUGGGAACUGUCCUUUCACUCUGGUGGACAGUCCUACCCUUCUAAGACUGAAAGACCCUGCCCGGUCACCAGGCUGCACAGGCAGGCAGGGAGGAACAAGCCAAGGCCUGCCCCUGAAGCCACAGACCCAUGGGACACCCCCAGCUGGUGGCAUCUAAGCUGGGGAGGGGAGCAGAGUGUGGUAGAGACACCAGGGAGCUGUAGUCCUGGAUUUGGCCCUUUCCCCUGCUGCAGCUUGAGCCUGGCUAUGCUCGUGGGGGUGGUGUGUGUCGAGGAAGGGGCUCCAUGGGUCUGGGCAGUGUGGCUGGUGUGGACUGGACUCCCUGAAAUGACUGGGCUCCUCCUGCUUGGCUCUGUGGGAUGGUUCUUCUGUCCCCAGCUCCCGUGGUCCUGGCUGGAGCUGGGGCUCACUCUUGCCUCUCCAUCCCCAGGCUGACUGGCAGUGAGCCCCUGACCAUCCUCCCACUGACCCUGGAGCCUGAGGCGGCUGCCCAGGCUCACUAUAAGGCCUGUGAUCGGCUGAAAUUAGAGCGCAAGCAAAGGCGCAUGUGCCGGCGGGACCCAGGUGUGGCAGAGACGCUGGUGGAGGCAGUGAGCAUGAGUGCGCUCGAGUGCCAGUACCAGUUCCGCUUUGAGCGCUGGAACUGCACCCUGGAGGGCCGCUACCGUGCCAGCCUGCUCAAGAGAGGCUUCAAGGAGACCGCCUUCCUCUAUGCUAUCUCCUCCGCCGGCCUGACACACGCCCUGGCCAAGGCGUGCAGCGCCGGGCGCAUGGAGCGCUGCACGUGUGACGAGGCACCGGACCUGGAGAACAGAGAGGCCUGGCAGUGGGGCGGCUGCGGGGACAACCUCAAGUACAGCAGCAAGUUUGUUAAGGAGUUCCUAGGCAGGCGGUCAAGCAAGGACCUGCGAGCCCGCGUGGACUUCCACAACAACCUCGUGGGUGUGAAGGUGAUCAAGGCCGGGGUGGAGACCACGUGCAAGUGCCAUGGCGUGUCGGGCUCCUGCACCGUUCGGACUUGCUGGCGGCAGCUGGCGCCCUUCCAUGAGGUGGGCAAGCACCUAAAGCACAAGUACGAGACGGCGCUCAAGGUGGGCAGCACCACCAACGAGGCCACGGGUGAGGCAGGUGCCAUCUCCCCACCACGGGGCCGGGCCUCAGGGGUGGGCAAUGCUGACCCACUGCCCCGCACACCCGAGCUCGUGCACCUGGACGACUCACCCAGUUUCUGCCUGGCCGGCCGCUUCUCCCCAGGCACAGCUGGCCGCAGGUGCCACCGUGAGAAGAACUGUGAGAGUAUCUGCUGUGGCCGUGGCCACAACACGCAGAGCCGGGUGGUGACAAGGCCCUGCCAGUGCCAGGUACGCUGGUGCUGCUAUGUAGAGUGCCGGCAGUGCACACAGCGCGAAGAGGUCUACACCUGCAAGGGCUGAGCCCAGGCCCUCCAGCCCUGCAGUGUGCACACAGUGAGAGGAGGUCUACACCCACAGGGGCUGAGCCCAGGCCCUCUAGCCCUGCCGUGUGCACACAGUGAGAGGAGGUCUACACCCGCAGGGGCUGAGCCCAGGCCCUCCAGCCCUGCCGUGUGGGGUGUAGGCAAUGCACACAGUGAGAGGAGGUCUACACCUACAGGGGCUGAGCCCAGGCCCUCCAGCCCUGCCUGGGAUGUAGGAAAUGCAUGGAGUGCAGGGUUCACACCUGCAAGGACUGAACCCCUGCUGUGGCAGGCAUUGUGCAGCAGGAGGCAGCUCCAGCUGCAAGGGCUGAGCCCAGGGCCCCAGGGUUGGUGUCUGGGUCAGCUGUGGAGGCCAGCUUCUGUCUGGCCUCCCCAACCCCUGUGCUCCUGCCCAAGGCCUGAGCUUUCUCCCAUGACCCGAGAGCGUUGCAGCAAUGCUUUCUCAGCUGUCUCCAUCCCUGACACCAGUCCCUAAUCUGGGCCCCAGUCUGUUGGCUGCCCCUCCCCGCCUCCGGGCUCCCUCUGAGGCUUGGAGGGCAGGUGCACCUUUGUGACCACAAGGCCGCCAUGGGGCACGGGCCUGGCCCGGCACCCAGCACCAGCACUGUCUUCAGAGAGCCAAACCACUAGGAGAGUGCACAGCCCUCCAUCUCCAGGGCCCUGCUGCCCAGGCGCCCGGGUGGGGAGGACUCUGCCUUCCCUCUCUGACAUCGAGCACUUCUCUUUGGAGUAUCAGUAACUUUAAGUUAUUAUAUUAUAUUAUUAUUAUUAUUAUUAUUAUUUAACUAAUAUAAUAAUUAUUAUUUUCUCCAUCCCCUUUGCCUCUUGGGCUGACUCUGUCUUGCCCUGAGCUGGGCAGGGAGGGCUCCUCUGUCCCUGUGCUCCAGUCUUCCUCCCGACCUGUUUGCCCUGUCGUUUGAAACCACUAAAUUGAGAUGAUAUUGAUAAAUGAAGCAAGUGGCCUGCAGAGCUUCUUGGAAGCCGGCCCCCCACCCCAUGCCAAGGGGACAGUGCCACUUGGUGGCUGUGCUCUGUACCUUAUGGGCAGAAAGUCAACACCAGGGUCUCUUGCAGAUUCUGGGCCUUGGGGUGGCAGAGGGGUGGGCUUGGUGAAAGAGGCAAGGCCAUCCUUUGAAGGUUCAUGCCAUGGAGAGACCACACUUGCUCGUGUGUCACAGGGGCGGGGACAGGUAGGGAUAGACGCACUUAGAGAGUCUCUGGCUGGCCUCUGACAGUGGCACACCCUUCUUUGGGGCCAUGCUGUUGUUUUUUCAGGGGGAGGGGUGACCGACACUGACCUAGUUUGGUUUGAGCAUGUGUGUGGGGGGUGUGUGUGUUGCGUGAGUGUAGGUCGUGUGUGCGUACUGUGCUGGUGUGGUCAGCGGUCACUUGGGUUGUCCACCUCCUUGGUGUACCACAUAGUGGCCCUUUGGCUCGCAGAGGUCUGGCCUGCAGCUUUUUUGGGUGGGUGGCCUCAUGUGGGAUGGGGUCUGGGAGGAGGCAGGUGUGGAACUACUGAGCAAGGAGUGGGCUCCUCAGAGCCCAGUGUCCAGGAAGCAAAGGGGAAACUGUUUUUGAAAGGAAGCCUGUUUAUAUGGCUGCAGGUCUCUGGUCCUUCUGAAUGGUGUCAGUACCGUUUAUUCUCCUGGGUUCAGAUGGCAGCCCUUGGUCAAGGCCCCGUCCCAGCAAGUGAGUGUGGGUGGGCUGUGUGAGGGCUGCAUCGAGGUGACCAGAGGGGCAGAGUGGCUGGCGGGCCCGGGGGGCCUAUCCUCCCAGGUGUCCACACCUGUCAGGGUCCCAAGCAGCAGGCCUGGCCACUCUGCCCCUGAGACUGGAGCUCAGUCAUGUGAUUCGUGGAAGGACACCCAAGGGCCAGGGUCUUCUUACCCAACACCAGUUGAGCUCUGCCCUCAACAUUCAGAACAGGCUCUUCACCCGAGGCGGCCUGCAGAGGUCUCUUGGUGGUUUUGUUUCUCUCUAAAGACACACAGAGCGUCCUGCUCAGUGAGGAGGCCACCGUGCCGGCCUUGGCCUCUGACCUUGUGGGACAGCGUGGAAGGAGCUGUUCUGUGGGGCACGGAGCCAGUGGUCUCCCUCUGCCCCAUCCACCUGCUCCCACCAGCCCAGCGGGGGCCUGACCUGAGGCCUGCCUCUGGCUGGAUGGGUGGCCCAGGAGGGAGGGGCGUCCCUGUGCUGAGGCUCCCGCGAGCCUGUUGAUUUCUCUACCUCAUCUGUAGCCCGUGGGUGUGAACCCGAGUGACUGUGGAGAAUGUAUUUAUUUAAUAGCUUUGUAUAACAGAACCAGAAACAAAUGGAGUACUAAAUAAAUGUAUUUUAAGUUAU